Molecule: messenger RNA, 1005 nt
Organism: Naegleria gruberi
Lineage: Eukaryota; Heterolobosea; Eutetramitea; Acrasida; Naegleriidae
Exons: 3
Coding region: 22-966 (314 amino acids)
Biological process (GO): protein transport
Source: RefSeq, a predicted model, not a curated record
AAUAAAACAAGAUAUAAAAAAAUGGGAUUCUUUGAUAAGAAGGAAAAGUUUGAAGUUCAUAAAAUUAAGAGCAAUUUGAAAAUGGCCAUAACAAGAAUUGGCUUGUUGAAAAACAAGAAAUCCAAUGGCAUUAAAGUUCAAAAGAGACAAGUUGCUGAAUUACUUCAAAAUGAAAAGGAUGAAUCAGCAAGAAUUAAAGUUGAAAAUAUUAUUAGAGAGGAUUAUGCUAUUGAAGCUUUAGAAAUUUUGGAAUUAUUUUGCGAUUUAGUUCAUACUAGAAUACAGUUACUUUCCGAGUCAAAUACUUGCCCACAUGAUAUGAAGGAAGCAGUUAGUACAUUGAUUUAUGCUGCACCAAGAACUGAAGUUAAGGAAUUGAUGGAAGUUAGAAAUCAAUUUGCAGCAAAAUUUGGAAAGGAUUUUGUUGAUGCAGCAAUGGAUAAUAAGGAUUUGGCCGUAAAUCAACGUGUAAUGUUCAAACUUGAUGUUAAAGUACCAGAGCCAUAUCUCUGUAUUGAUUAUUUGAGAGAAAUUGCAAAGGAAAAUGGUAUAGAGUGGGAUGAUAGUAAUGUGGUUACUGAUGUGGAUGUUCAUAACCAAAAGAUGACACCAAUUAAUCCACAAUUACAAACCUUCUCAAUUCCAACAUCUGAGCCAAUUCAACAUAAUCAACCUUUCCAAACUCAACAAUUCCAUCAAGGACCUCCGCCAGCUUAUUCACCAAAUACACAAUUCCAAUCACAACCUCAAUAUUUAAUUCCUCCUCCUUCCGAUCUUCGUCCAACCAAUCAAUCUGGUUAUUCUGUAGAUUUUAAUCCUCAACAACCAUCAAUGUUCCACGAUGUACCUCCACUUUCACAAGGAACUUUUGGAGCUAGUAAUGUACCUGCAUUUGGUCAAGAUGCGAACAGUUAUGAUUUUGAUGAAUUACAAAAGAGAUUUGAAGCUCUCAAGAAACGAGAAUAACUUGUACAUUAGUAAAUAUUGAAUUAUAUUAUUCUUGAU